Stylonychia lemnae is the source of this 1293-nucleotide messenger RNA. Lineage: Eukaryota; Ciliophora; Spirotrichea; Sporadotrichida; Oxytrichidae. The record is from the annotation of a GenBank genome assembly.
AUGGAUAAGUCUUAAAAAUAGAGAUAGGCUCCCCUCAAACAGACAUAAAAUGCAAACAACCAAAGAGAGUUAAGGGCUUUAAUAAAAAGAAACAAGCUAUAAAAGAUUUACAAAUUCCACACAGCAGUCAGAAACUCCAGGUACAUUAAGUCAGAAUUUAUUGAAUUUUAGGCAGAAAUAGAAGCAAUAUCAAUGAAUCUAGGUCAAAACUCCAAGAUAACAGUAAUUUCAUACUUCCUAAAAAUAUUAGGCAGAAGAGAAUCAUUUAGUGUUACAAGAAACUCUGCUCUAGGCAGAAAUGUUAGGAGUGCUUCUCAAGAUAUAUUCCACAGACCUAACUCAACUAGUACUUUUUGGCAAUCAAUGGUAAGCAUGCAGAGAGUCAAUAAAUGGGAUGGUAACUACUCACCUAACGAGAGAGCAAGAGACAGAUCAGCUCCAGUAGGACUAGCUGCAAUCGGUCAGCCAGGCAGCGGAGGAUUUGGCAAGUCUGCUCCUGCUUUUGGAGGCAAUAGAUCUACAACAAGGUCAGUAAGCAAAGGUGCUGGAAAUAAUGAUAAUGAUUACGGUAUCUGGGGUAAGAAGAGCACCCAGGAGUAUUAUUAAAACAGAGACACUUCACCUGCCUUUGGCGCAUAGAGAGUGAGAGCAAUUAAGGAAGAUUUGGAAACAACUAGCAACCACAGCGAUAUGUCAGCCUCAAGAGGAGAUAAUUUCAAGUCUAGAUAAGCCUUAACAUAAAAAAGCCAGGCUAGAUUCACCUAUUCAUAGAUUCAAAUGGGCAUUGAUGAAAGCAAUGUGACCAACUAGUUCUCUCCUGAUAUUGUUUAAAAGAAAUAUAAUGAUUCUAAAAAUCAACUACUUGUAGACAAGAGCAAGUAAAACAAGGUGCUCUAAGGUGAUGCUCAGAAAAAUACGAUUAAAUAAAAAGCUGACGUUAAUAGUAAAAUUAAUGGAAAAGUCAACGCGAGAUUAAGAUACUUCACUUCCCAAAUCUCAAACAUUCCAGGACCAAAUGAUGUAGGCACAAGCACUAUGGCUGAGGAUCUAGGAAAGGACAGAAGGGACAAUAUGGUGAUGUCUGAUCCCAAAUUCCGUCUAAGAAACGAGUAUUACUUGAGCAGCUAUUAUUAGAACAUGAAUAAUAAUAAAUACAAGAGUGAUUUCUAGCCAGGAAAGGAGUAUGAGAGCUACAAAAAAGAUGUGAAUGACAAGCUAGAACACAGAAAGACCACUCCAUUUGCAGCCUCGUAGAGACAGAAGUUCUAUCAUGGCAAGACUCAAAUUUACUGA